Molecule: messenger RNA, 1731 nt
Organism: Mesocestoides corti
Lineage: Eukaryota; Metazoa; Platyhelminthes; Cestoda; Cyclophyllidea; Mesocestoididae
Source: the annotation of a GenBank genome assembly
AUGCAACUCGACACCAUGGGGACACAAACCGCCAGAGCGUCCCUAGUCAUUGCACUUUUGGCAUUUAUGUUCAUAUCACCAAAUGUUGCCCUUCCAGGCACGUCAAAGAGGCCUCAGAUAAGCACCCAGCAAGCCAUGCAUCUUCUGCACCGUUACGGCUACUUAAACCCUCCCAAACGAAUGAAUUUUGCUGAUCCUAUACCCGACUCCAAUCGGAUUCUCCAUAAUCACCCUGAUGAUCCAGACGCCAUGAUCGACUCCAACCGCCUAUACCACGAUGCCGUGCGAGCCUUUCAGACGCGAUAUUCCCUUCCAGUGACUGGGAAAUUGGACUCGGAGACGCUAGAGCUGCUUUCUGCAGCGAGGUGUGGAAACCCUGACAUCGACUUCACCAAGACACCCUCACCGCCAGGCAGACGAACGAAAUUUAGCCGACGCGAUCUCCGACGAAGUAAACGUUACUUAAUUGGUGACCCAAAAAUGCGCUGGGCAAAGAAGAAAAUAACUUGGCAGGUUCGAAGCUAUCCUACUCAUCACUUAAACAGGUCGCAAACUCACGCCGUUUUCCAGCACGCCUUCAAUAAAUGGUCGAGCGUGGCUGACUUGGACUUUGUCGAGGAGAAAGACUACUAUAAGGAUGCGGACAUCAUCAUAAAGUUUGGGUCCCGCCGUCAUGGAGACUCCAUUGCCUUCGACGGUCCAGGUGGUGUUCUUGCCCACGCCUUCUACCCCAUGCCGGAGCCGGUGUAUUCUCUCGCCGGAGAUGCGCAUUUCGAUGACGAGGAAAACUGGUCAGAUGGACCCCACAAGGAACACCGAGACCUGUUGUCGGUGGCAACCCAUGAACUGGGCCACAGCAUGGGCUUGGGUCACUCAUCCGUGCCCACGUCGGUCAUGUUCCCCUACUACUUAAGAAAGUGGAAACGGGUGGAGCUUGACCAGGACGAUAUCAACGGGAUGCAAAAGAUAUAUGGUGCGCCAAAACCCGGAAAGGUUUUACCCGCCAUCCCCGAUCUGCCUGAUAUUCCGUUGAUACCUGAGACUACAACAGUGGCACCCGACAUAACUACUCAGUUUGACUACUGCAACAUUAGCGUUGACGCAAUAAUCGAAGUUCGCGGACUGGAACUUUACAUUUUCAAAGGAGAGUAUCAGUGGAGAGUGACCUGGUCCAAGACCGUGUCCAAUUGGAUUUCAUAUCAGCUGAGAGAUGGACCGACCAAAAUAGCCUACUAUUGGAAUGUUCUGCCUCCAGAUGUAGACCAUAUUGAUGCUGCAAUUGAACGGAACGACUCAAUAAUUUACAUUUUCAAAGAUAACAGAUUCUGGUUGCUGGUGGACAACAAGCGUCUAGCGGGAGGCUGUCCACGAUCCGGCUUACCGUUGACGAAAUUGGGCCUGCCAGCAAACCUGAAAAAGGUGGACACAGUGUUCAAGUGGGACGUUAACAAGGAAUUCUACAUCUUCGCGGGAGAUGAAUAUUGGCUGCUGGAUCCACAAGCUCAACAUCCCAUCGGCAAGGUGGCUCCCUGGCCCGACUAUCCGCGACGGAUCAAAGAUACUUGGCGUGGUAUACCAACGCCUGUCACAACUGCUUAUACUACUCUUAACGGCGAAACUCUGUUUUUCGAUGGAUCGCGGUACUAUGUGUUCGACAAUACGGCUAUGCGAGCGCGGGACGGAUACCCGAAACAAGCAAAAUUAGGCAUAAUUGGCUGUCAGGAUACCUAG